AUGAAGCCAGAUGCCUUUGAGCAGAUAAUCAAGGCCAAACCGAUUCAAUUAACAUGUAAGAUCACUAAUAUAUUGUACUUGAUAUCAAAAUAUAAACUUUUUUUUAGGGAAAGGAAAUCGAAAUUGCUUCGUGUUGCAUGAAAAAAGUGUGUACAAUGCACUGGGGAAUGGAAGUGUUAGUUGGAAAAGGUUAGACGUUUGUUAUUAUUGCCAGUCUCUAAGAUUAGCAUUUUGCAUGCGAAUAUUACAGGGAUGACGAGAAGAAAGCGCCUUAUCCCCUUCCAACCCGGUUCCAACUAAUCUUCUUGCCGUUUGAUCCUCAUUUUGUCAUCAGGGAUGGCAUAGUGGCCACAGUAGACCAAGUUGCUUUUAUCCACUUCUAUUUUCUACUUGCUUCGGUAAGCUUAGUGUCAAGUACAAUAUCGAUAAAUCAGACCGUCGAAGAGUAUCGUCAAGUACUGCCAGAGUUUGCCGAAUGGUUCAGUCAGGUCAGAGAUAGUAAUUUUAUCAUUGUUUUCGACUCUACGAAAGCGAAAGAGAACAAAUCCCGAGGGCAUAUCAUGGAGAAGUUGAAAAGUGAUGUCCAAAACCAUUCUAACAAGUAAGGUUACGAUAAAAAUACUUUUAAAUUUUUUUGUUUUUAGAAUUCUUGAGAUUAAUGUGAACAAGCCGGCUUUUUGUGGUGCAGUUCUAUCCACCUUUACAUCAGCUUUGGAUAAGUAUUCGAAUAAUUUAAGUGCCAUCACUCUGACCAAAAGAGAUGAACAUGACGAGCCGGACUUUAGUGUAGUCAGUUUGAUCAAUUUGGAAUUUAGUUAUUGUACUUUUUAUUGGAGUUUGGGUCUUUUGGAGAGUGCUUUGGAAGUGAUGGAAGAGAUGGUCAAGGUUUUGAACGCAUUGUUGGAUGAGAGUAAGUUGUUUCUUGUUGAAUAUUGGUUUUUAGGCUCUUCCAAAGUCUGGCUAAACAAGCUCAGGUCUCCCCUAAAUGGAUAUAAAUCCCUGAUUCUGUCCGAAUCUUUGAAUCGGAGUAAUCUAAAUGAGUCGGAUUCCCUGUUAUCAAUCAGAUCUUUUCUUUUGUCUCAUCAAAUUUUUGCUUCGAUUUAUGUUUUUGAAGAGCGAAAACAAAAGAAAUUGGGGGACGUGGCCACAUUGGGCAAUUUGAGGAAUUAUUUUAUAACCCUAUUAGCCAGAUAUGGAUUGCAAAUGGUCGAGAAUGCCGGUAAUGAUUGGCAUCGAUUAAAAGUAAGCAUAAUAUGAUGAAUCAUUAUAUGUAAUGCGUAACGUUGAAGCUAAGAGAGCAUAGAUUGCUUCAAGAUUUCAUCCAAAUCUUCUGGUUGGAGGAGAUCUUAUCCUUUCUUGGAUUCAUCGGCGAUUUCUUUGACUCGGAAAGUUCGGCCAGAUUCGUUAUCCAAAUCCACCAAAUUCUGAUCGAUGCAGUGAGUAAAUCCAUUUAGUCAUUAUGCAUUUAGUGGGAGGACGUUUGUUCCAAGAAGUAUUCCAACACUUACGUUGAUUGGUUUGAUUCCAUCAACAAAGUUGAUGACUCUUUGAGUCCAUUAAUUCACACUUUGAGGUUCUUGAGACCCGAUGAGAUGUAUAUUUGUUAUAAUGAGACCUUAAAACGGGGUCUGAAUGUCAUGGAAAGGCACAAAUGGAACGUAUAUUACACGCAGAACAAAUGGAAGAGAGUCAAGUUGUUAUAGUAAGAUUAGAAUUAAUUGUUUUAUAUUAUUUUAGUGAUCUGGGGAAGAAAGAUUUGUUCAGAAGGGAAGUGAUGGAAUUUAUUGAGAGUAACAGCAAAACUAAGAUGCCUGUUCCAUGGCUUCUCGAAGUAUUCAAAACGUUGAAUGGGACUUGUAAAGGAGAAAUGGAAAAGGAAAUAAAGGUGUAAGAUGUAACUUUACUCAUCAUGGCUAAUAUAUAAUUUAUGUUUUCCAGAUUAAGAUGGUUGGUGUUAUCCCAGUUUAUUUACAAUCCCACAGAAGAGAAUUUAAAGGCCCUGAGAUCAUUAAAACCAAACGAAAUUAAUUUAUUGUAGGUUUAGGUAUCAAGUAUAAUAUGUUUUAGACGGAACUUUGAAUGGAAGUACAACACUCAAUUUCCUUUUAAAAUAAAGCUGAUUUCUCGAGAUUUGAUAACUUCAAAAGUGGGAUCUGUAUUUAAUUUUACCAUCAAAAUAUUGAGUCAUCUUCCACUUGAUGUGGGAUGUGAAUCUGAAGCCAUUUUAUGUUUUCUGGAUGCAGAUCGAACAAUCUCAGCGAAUCCAUGUUUCAAAUCAAGGCAGGAGGUAAGAUUUUCUUAAUAUAAAAUAGUCUUUUUUAUUUAUAAUAUUGUAUUAUUAUAGGGGAGUGUCCUAAAAAUAGCCAAUGUCCAAAAAGCCCUGCCAAAGUCCAGAUAUCUUGAGUUAUUUAGUAAAACGAGUAGCCAAUUGGAGAGCAAAGUUACUGCCAGACUUUUGACCGAUCCUGUCUUGAGACCGGGGAUCAAUGUUCUUCAAUUCGAGGCUAAAGUAAGAUGAUUUUACAGGGUGCGUCAAAAAAUAUGAACAAAAAUUUUAACUUGCCCUGCGGGCUGUAGGAAUUAAUUUUUGCCAAGGUUUUUUUGCGCACCCUUAAAAUAAUUUUAGUGCUCCACAGCUGGAUUGUACUGUUUAAACGAAGUAAACAUAAUGGUUACUCCCCACGAUGUCUUCUCCUUAUCUUAUCAGUACGAAGCGUCGUUGAAUGACCAGCUGAAACCUCUGUUGUGUCAUUGUAGUUUAGAUCGACCGACUGUGAAGAUUUGCAACGAUGAAAGUAGGCGUCUUCGGACAUUCCAAGGUUACUGUAAUUUCUUUUUAGAAGUUUUGUUUGCUGGGAUAGCUCAAAGACUGAAAAUUUACGUCGAAUUUGGCUCCAAUGCCUCAGGGGAUCUGAAAAUAAGUUUGGCUGAUGGAAAGAGUCAAGUUGAAUUUUUGGUAAGAUUACAGUUUGAUCUUAAUGUUCUUAUUGUAGGAUGAGGAUGGCAAAUGGACUAAAGAUCUAGUCAAACGUAUAGAGAAUCGAGAGAAAGUGACCAGCAAGGUUACAGAAAUUGGAUUCUGCGCCAAAAUAGACAGAAUGAAUUAUUCGGCGGAAGGAAAGUGCAAUAUAAUGCAUAAGGUAAGGCAAAAAAAUAAAAUUAAGUGUUGGUUUAGAUCAAAGUGGAAUGGCUUGGAAACGUCUUCUUCUUCGAUCUCAGUUUCAAGUCAAUCUUAUCCAUCAAAACGAUGACGUCAAUUCUGGAAGAUAGGUAGAGAUUACGGUAAAUGAUGUGAUUGUGUUGUAGGAUUUUGUUCGAAAUGGAUGUGGAACGAUGUGAUUCCUUUGAGGAACUUCUUAUUGUCCCUUUUGAAGCUAAAAUCGAGCGAAUGGAUGUCAAAGAAAUUGAGGAAACCCGUCCGAACCUCCUCAAUCCGAGCUUGGACCCCAUCCCUGCAAGUGCAACAUACAGGUUGAUCUGGCAACUGCCUCCAAACAGGGAUGAUCAACUGCAUAUGGACUAUUCGAUCUCCUUGGCUUACAAAAUAAUUUCCUCGGGGGAUUUGAUGGCAAUAACGGAGGAUAUGGCGGAAAUAAUAUCCUCACGAGAUUACCUUUUCCAAGAUACGAUCGGAUUUACUGCGCCUAAUGUGGAGUUCGAAGUGUGCACAAGGAUUCUGACAGAGAGACCGCAGACCGUGAUUUGCCGUUCCGAUCAUCCCUGUGAUCUGGCUGUCACCCUCAGGGCAUUGUCCGAUAAUCCGCAGACUGUUAUCAUCUCCAUUGAAGCCGAUCCAAAUCAUUGGAGUUUGGUCGAGAAGUUUAAAGGUAGUGUUGUAAUUUGUAUCAAGAUUUAUCAUUUAGUGGUUACAAUGAAAGGUAAUGGACUCGGCCAGUGUUCUUUCCAAAUCAUCCCCAAGGCCACGGGGUUCCUACCGUACCCCGCUGUUUUUGUUCAUCGAUGUAAUGGCACUCAGAGUUUGAUGGUAAGAUUAUUUGAAAAACAUAUGAGGCGGGUCGGCUCGUAGUUUGCUCGUAUUUACAGGAGAAGGACCCAAGUACGGUGGACACCAUCCUUUUUGGGGAAAGGGUGACCCAUUUUAAUAGAAGCGAGGCCAAACAGAUCCAUGUUUUGAAUGGAAUCACCUCCACAGAUGACUCAAAUUCUGCCAAAUCAACAUCAAGCACGGGAACCAAACGUUCUCUGAGGUCACAGGCCAAGGAAAGACUCAAAAUGUUGUUUGAAUGA
Molecule: messenger RNA, 4248 nt
Organism: Bursaphelenchus xylophilus (pine wood nematode)
Lineage: Eukaryota; Metazoa; Nematoda; Chromadorea; Rhabditida; Aphelenchoididae
Source: the annotation of a GenBank genome assembly